Messenger RNA from Acanthosepion pharaonis, 1056 nucleotides. The record is from the annotation of a GenBank genome assembly. Lineage: Eukaryota; Metazoa; Mollusca; Cephalopoda; Sepiida; Sepiidae.
AUGUCAGCCACUAGUACUGUUCCUUCAGAUAUAGCAUCAACAUCAACCCCCAUUCCUGCAAUGUCAGCCACUAGUACUGUUCCUUCAGAUAUAGCAUCAACAUCAACCCCCAAUCCUGCAAUGUCAGCCACUAGUACUGUUGCUUCAGAUAUAGCAUCAACAUCAGCCCCCACUCCUGCAAUGUCAGCCACUAGUACUGUUCCUUCAGAUAUAGCAUCAACAUCAACCCCCACUCCUGCAAUGUCAGCCACUAGUACUGUUCCUUCAGAUAUAGCAUCAACAUCAACCCCCAGUCCUGCAAUGUCUGCCACUAGUACUGUUCCUUCAGAUAUAGCAUCAACAUCAACCCCCAGUCCUGCAAUGUCAGCCACUAGUACUGUUCCUUCAGAUAUAGCUUCAACAUCGACCCCCACUCCUGCAAUGUCAGCCACUAGUACUGUUCCUUCAGAUAUAGCAUCAACAUCAACCCCCACUCCUGCAAUGUCAGCCACUAGUACUGUUCCUUCAGAUAUAGCAUCAAUAUCAACCCCCAAUCCUGCAAUUUCAGCCACUAGUACUGUUCCUUCAGAUAUAACAUCAACAUCAACCCCCACUCCUGCAAUGUCAGACACUAGUACUGUUCCUUCAGAUAUAGCAUCAACAUCAACCCCCAGUCCUGCAAUGUCAGCCACUAGUACUGUUGCUUCAGAUAUAACAUCAACAUCAACCCCCAAUCGUGCAAUGUCAGCCACUAGUACUGUUGCUUCAGAUAUAGCAUCAACAUCAACCCCCAGUCCUGCAAUGUCAGCCACUAGUACUGUUCCUUCAGAUAUAGCAUCCACAUCAACCCCCAGUCCUGCAAUAUCAGCCACUGGUAAUGUUCCUUCAGAUAUAGCAUCAACAUCUACCCCCAUUCCUGCAAUGUCAGCCACUAGUACUGUUCCUUCAGGUAUAGCAUCAACAUCAACCCCCAAUCCUGCAAUGUCAGCCACUAGUACUGUUGCUUCAGAUAUAGCAUCAACAUCAAAUCCCCCAGUCCUGCAAUGUCAGCCACUAGUACUGUUCCUUCAGAUAUAG